Molecule: messenger RNA, 876 nt
Organism: Alternaria conjuncta
Lineage: Eukaryota; Fungi; Ascomycota; Dothideomycetes; Pleosporales; Pleosporaceae
Exons: 3
Coding region: 1-876 (291 amino acids)
Biological process (GO): positive regulation of transcription by RNA polymerase II
Cellular component (GO): mediator complex; nucleus
Molecular function (GO): cyclin-dependent protein serine/threonine kinase regulator activity
Source: RefSeq, a predicted model, not a curated record
AUGUCGUCUAGUUACUGGGAGUCAACCCAGCGGAAGUUCUGGACUUUCACAAAGCAAGAGCUGGCACUUGAACGAAAGAGAAUGGAAGAUGCAGAGAGGAACCUGGUCAACCUAUACCCCUUGCCAGAUCGGCGGCAUCUCAGCAUUUACUUUUCGCAUCAAUUGUCAAAAAUGGCAAGACCAUUGGGGAUUCGACAGCAAGCUCUGGCUACUGCUCAAGUAUACGUCCGACGCUUCUACGCCAAGGUAGAAAUCCGAAGGACAAAUCCAGCGCUCGUGCUGGCAACAGCGUUGUACCUAGCGUGUAAGAUGGAGGAAUGCCCGCAGCACAUCAGAAUGGUACUGGCAGAAGCACGGCAUUGCUGGGACACAUCCUUCAACGACGUCUCUAAGAUUGGCGAGUGCGAAUUCACGCUCAUCUCCGAGAUGAACUCGCAACUAAUUCUCCACCACCCAUACCGCAGCCUUGCGGAACUGCAGACCCAGUUCCAACUGACGCAAGAAGAGAAUGCUCUAGCAUGGUCUAUCAUCAACGAUCACUAUCUCACAGAUCUCCCGCUUCUUCACGCACCACAUGUCAUUGCCAUCACGGCGAUGUUCUUGGCAGUCGUCCUGAAGCCCAUCGGCUCACAGGUCAAUGCAGCCGGGAUGAACAACGCACUCCAGACGCUGGGCAAUGCACGCGGUGGACAAGGCAUGCAGGCGAGGAUACAAAAACUUGUUGACUGGCUUGCUGAGAGCAGUGUGGAUAUCGAGGCUGUUGUUGAGUGCACGCAGGAGCUGAUAUCGUUGUAUGAAGUGUGGGAGACGUAUACUGAUAAGACGUGCAAAGACCAGAUUGCGAAGUUUGUCAAGGCAAGGGGUCUGGAGAAGUAG